GGAGCGGUCAAGAGCAAGUCUUAAUGCCACUGACCUUUCCGAUUGGCCUCUACAACACGCCAUGCUCCGUGAUUGGCUAGGGCGUCAACCGGUGAGCCUACAGAGAGGCAGAGUGGGAGUGCCUCGCCUGUAAAGCCCGCCUUCCCUCAUAAAUAAAGGUCCAAGACGUGGAGUCAACGGGCGGAGCUAAAUUUAUCGUGAUUCAAGCUGUCGCGGGAAGCCUGGAGGUGGAGCCCCAUGUAACAAGAUGACCCGAAGUUGCUCUGCAGUGGGCUGCAGUACCCGAGACACCAUGCUGAGCCGAGAGCUCGGCCUCUCCUUCCACCAAUUUCCAACUGAUACCAUACAACGCUCAAAAUGGAUCAGAGCUGUUAAUCGUGUGGACCCCAGAAGCAAAAAGAUUUGGAUUCCAGGACCAGGUGCUAUACUAUGUUCUAAACAUUUUCAAGAAAGUGAUUUUGAGUCCUAUGGCAUAAGAAGAAAGCUGAAAAAAGGAGCUGUGCCUUCUGUUUCUCUAUACAAGAUUCCUCAGGGUGUUCACCUUAAAGAUAAAGCAAGACAGAAAAUCCUAAAACAACCACUUCCAGACAAUUCUCAAGAAGUUGCUAGUGAGGACCAUAACUAUAGUUUAAGGAGGCCCUGGACAGGAGGUGCUGAGAAACUGGCUGAGGUGCAACAAAUGUUACAAGUGUCUAAAAGAAGACUUAUCUCUGUAAAAAACUACAGGAUAAUCAAGAAAAGAAAGGGCCUACAGUUAAUUGAUUCACUUGUAGAAGAAAGACUACUUUCUGAAGAAACAGAGUGUCUCCUAAGAGCACAAUUUUCAGAUUUUAAUUGGGAGAUGUAUAACUGGCGAGAAACAGCUGAGUACUCCACCGAAAUGAAACAGUUUGCGUGUACACUCUAUUUGUGUAGUAGCAAAGUCUAUGAUUAUGUAAGAAAGAUUCUUAAACUGCCUCAUUCUUCUAUCCUCAGAACGUGGUUAUCCAGAUGCAAACCCAGUCCAGGUUUCAACAGCAAUAUUUUUUCUUUUCUUCAACAAAGAGUAGAGAAUGGAGACCAGCUAUAUCAGUACUGUUCACUGAUAAUAAAAGGUAUCUCUCUCAAGGAACAACUUCAGUGGGAUCCCAGCAGUAACAGUUUGCAAGGGUUUAUGGACUUUGGUCUUGGGAAACUUGAUGCUGAUGAAACACCACUUGCCUCAGAAACCAUUUUGUUAAUGGCAGUGGGUAUUUUUGGUCAUUGGAGAACCCCUCUUGGUUACUUUUUUGUAAACAGAACAUCUGGAUACUUGCAAGCUCAGCUGCUUCGUCUGACUAUUGGCAAACUGAGUGACAUAGGGAUCACAGUUCUGGCUGUUACGUCUGAUGCUACAGCUCACAGUGUUCAAAUGGCAAAAGCAUUGGGGAUACAUAUUGAUGGAGACAACAUGAAGUGUACAUUUCAGCAUCCUUCAUCUUCUAGUCAACAGAUUGCAUACUUCUUUGAUUCUUGCCACUUGCUGAGAUUAAUAAGAAAUGCAUUUCAGAAUUUUCAAAGCAUUCAAUUUAUUAAUGGUACAGCACAUUGGCAGCACCUUGUGGAAUUAGUAGCUCUAGGAGAACAGGAAUUAUCAUAUAUGAAGGGAAUCCCAAGAAAACAUGCAAAUUUGAAAAAUCAUGUAUUGAAAAUGAAUUGUGCUGCUCAACUCUUUAGUGAGAGUGUAGCCAGCGCAUUAGAAUAUUUGCUGUCAGUGGGCCUUCCUCCUUUUCAAAACUGUAUUGGUACUAUCCAUUUUUUACGUUUAAUUAACAACCUGUUUGACGUUUUUAAUAGCAGAAACUGUUAUGGAAAGGGUCUUAAAGGACCUCUGUUACCUGAAACUUUUAGUAAAAUAAAUCAUGUAUUAAUUGAAGCCAAGACUAUUUUUCUUACAUUAUCUGACACUAGCAAUAAUCAGAUCCUUAAAGGUAAGCGGAAAUUAGGGUUCCUGGGAUUUUUGCUUAAUGCUGAGAGCUUAAAAUGGCUCUACCAAAAUUAUGUUUUCCCAAAAGUUAUGCCUUUCCCUUAUCUCCUGACUUACAAAUUCAGUCAAGACCAUCUGGAAUUAUUUCUAAAGAUGCUUAGGCAGGUAUUAGUACCCAGCUCCAGCUUUACCUGCAUGGCAUUCCAGAAAGCUUACCAUAAUUUAGAGACCAGAUACAGAUUUCAAGAUGAAGUUUUUCUAAGUGAAGUAAGCAUCUUUGACAUUUCAGUUGCUCGAAGAAAAGAUUUGGCCCUCUGGACAGUUCAACGUCAGUAUGGUGUCAGGGUUAUGAAGUCGCUUUUUCACAAAGAAGAUAUUUGUCUAGACUGGUCUAAUUGUUCACUAAGUGAGGCAUUACUAGACCUGUCAGAUCAAAAGCGAAGUCUUACCUGUUAUGCUGGUUAUAUUGCAACUAGGUUAUCAGCUAUUUUAACUUGUGAAGACUGUAUCAGUGCACUGUAUGCAUCGGAUCUUAAAGCCUCUAAAAUUGGUUCACUGUUAUGUGUUAAAAAGAAGAAUGGUUUGCAUUUUCCUUCAGAAAGUCUAUGUCAGAUAAUAAAUAUUUGUGAACAAGUUCUAAGAACCCAUUCAAGAAUGGUAGUUUUUGAACUAGUUCCUAAACACAGGGAAUUGUAUCUUCAGGAGAAAAUAUUACAUGAGCUUUCUGGGCAUACUUAUCUUUUUGUAGAUUUAAAUGAGCAUCUCUUUGAUGGAGAAGUUUGUGCCAUCAAUCAUUUUGUAAAGCUACUAAAGGAUAUAAUAAUGUGUUUCUUAAGUAUCAGAGCUAAAGAUGUAGCUCAGUACUCUUUAAGACACCAUUCAGAAAGAACUGAAAGGAAGACUUUGUCAAAGAAACACGGGUCUUUACAGGAUUACAAAUGUUUAAGUUUCGCUAAUACUAAUAAAUUUAGACAUUUGCUAAGUAAUGAUGGAUAUCCAUUAAAAUGAGAGCUCUUAAAAUAUAUUACCAUUUUUCUUAAGAAUAUUUGGUCAACAUUUUUUUUAAAGCUCACUCUACCAUAUUUUAUAAAUUGACCAUUCUGCACAGUGGACAACUUUGCAAUUUUGACUUAAUGAAUAUUAUAAACUCUGCUCAUGUCUUGGAAUGGCCCAUAGCAUUUGAGUUUUACAAAGUAGUAAGUCUCUCAGAACAGACCACCAACAGGUGCUAUCUUUGAAGUUACUCCUAUAAGAGUGACUUGAACUGAUACACUUUUGACUUGUUCAAAGAGUAACAACCAUUCAGAAUCACCCAAACAUGGGCUCCUUUGCUAAAUAACUACAUUUCCUUAAAGAGCUUUGGUUUAUAAUUCUUAAGAAUGUUAGCAAAAUACUUAUAAAACCUUUAUAUUUCAUAUUUAAAAAUGAAAGUUAAGUUGUGCUUUGAACAUUAGGCUAAAGUAAAAAGCAAUUACCGCAAAGAUCCCCUUGUCCUGGGGUACUCUAAAAUAGAAAAACUUUGUCAGACAGAAGGUAAGUCUUUGAACCAUGAGAUUGUUCUUUGUGUUAUAUCCAAGCAGGAAAAUGCAGUCUGGGAAGAGUAAAGGUGAUGUGGUUUUUACUAUCCAAGUCCCUGGAUUUUGAAAUAUUUCUUUUGAAUAAUAUAAUAGGGUGGAUACUUCACCAUUUGACUCCUAUUGGAAGAACCCAGUGCUCAUCAGAGACUGGGAAGAAGCCUUUAUUUCAACUUCUGUUCUUUCUGAGAUGUGUUUUCAGGGAGGCUAAAAUAAUCAAACAUACCAAUAUUGAUUGACUAAUAGAAUCAUAGCAUGUGAUUAAUAAACUAGAAAAUAAUGGUCUAUUUAGACAAUGGAUAUGGAAAAUUUUGUCUUAAUUACAUAAUGGUAUUUGUCCCUCAGAAAUUUAGGAGUUUAAAUCCAAAGGUGGAAAGCAUGUUAAGAAUAAUUUUCUCCACUCUCUCACACAUUUGAAAAGAUAAGUAGAAAAGCAUGCAGGUACCUAAUUUUCACAAAUAGGAGCAUGCUAAUGGAUAAAAGAAAUAAGAACGUAUUACUCACCUGCCUUAUAAAACAUGUCUUUUUUGUCAUUGAGUGUCACAAAGUAAAGUUAAUGCUAAUAUAAAAUUUUAAAUUACAAAAGAUUGCUGGGUGUGGUGGUACAGUCCUGUAAUUCCAGCAACUUGGAAGGCGGAGGGAAGAGUAUCACAAGUUUGAGGCCAACCUCAGCUUCUUAGACCCUGUCGCAAAAAAUAAAAAAAGAUCCGAGCGCAGUGAUGCACACCUGUAAUCCUAGCAGCUCGGGAGGCUAAGACAGGAGGGUGGUGAGUUCAAAGGCAGCCUCAGCAAUAGCAUGGUGCCAAGCAACUCAGUGAGACCCUGUCUCUAAAUAUAAAAUACAGAAUAGGCUGGGAAUGUGGCUCAGUGGUCGAGUGCCCCUGAGCUCAAUCCCUGGUACCACCCCCCCAAAAUAAGGGUUGGAGAUAGCUCAGUAGUAAAAUGCCCCUGGGUUUGAUCCCCAAUGCCACCGAAAAAUAAUAAUAAUUACAAAGUAAAAGUUGAAAUUCCCCUUAAAAAGUCUGUCUUGGUGUAUUUGUUUAUUCUACCUCAGAGACAUAUGUUUUGAAAUAUAAUCAGUGUUAUAUUUUAUACAAGAACCUAUUACUAUAGAAAUUUCAGUCUUAUGGGUUUUUUUGUUUGAAAAUCACCACCAUUAAUUUAUUGCUUAUAUAAAUCAAGUUUUGUACCUGAGCUUUAUUUAAAGCAAGGUUCACAUCUAUAGUGUCUGUUACUCCUUGUUGUUAUGUUUGACUAAUGUACUAAUAUAUUCUGUAUUUAAAGAAA
This is a messenger RNA of Marmota monax (woodchuck), 4806 nucleotides long. It is a transcript of the gene Thap9, whose product is annotated as THAP domain containing 9. The transcript is spliced from 5 exons. The record is from RefSeq and is a predicted model, not a curated record. The coding region runs from base 248 to 2953 and encodes 901 amino acids. NCBI's taxonomy places the organism in Eukaryota, Metazoa, Chordata, Mammalia, Rodentia, Sciuridae. Gene Ontology annotation, molecular function: sequence-specific DNA binding.